This is a messenger RNA of Pangasianodon hypophthalmus (striped catfish), 8702 nucleotides long. It is a transcript of the gene scn1laa, whose product is annotated as sodium channel, voltage-gated, type I-like, alpha. The coding region runs from base 298 to 6216 and encodes 1972 amino acids. Gene Ontology annotation, cellular component: plasma membrane; voltage-gated sodium channel complex; axon. The record is from RefSeq and is a predicted model, not a curated record. Gene Ontology annotation, biological process: sodium ion transmembrane transport; membrane depolarization during action potential; neuronal action potential. Gene Ontology annotation, molecular function: calcium ion binding; protein binding; voltage-gated sodium channel activity. Lineage: Eukaryota; Metazoa; Chordata; Actinopteri; Siluriformes; Pangasiidae. The transcript is spliced from 27 exons.
ACGCGCGUCUUAAUGUACUUAUCAAUUCAUCUCGCUGGGGUCCACUGUGAUUCCUCUGCUGUGCUGGAAAACACAUGGAUUUAACUUUUUUUAAAAACAUAGUGCGAGUUCUGUGGGUUUUUUUUUUAUUUCUCGUUUUUUUGUCUUGCUGCAUUGAUUUGCCUUGGAUUUUGACUGUAAAAUACGACUUUUAAGGCGUUUUCCACCCGAGCCUGUUUCUCCACAGACUUACUGAGUGAUAAUGCUGCUUCUCAUGUAGUGGGCUAGCAAAUCAAUCAAAAGGUACAGGAUGCAAAGAUGGCACAGAUUCUUGCACCGCCGGGACCACACAGCUUCCGCCCGUUUACCCGGGAGUCGCUCAAGGCCAUUGAAAAACGAAUUGCAGAGGAGAAGAGUAAAAAGCCUAAAAAAGGAGCGCAAGAGGGAAAUACUAAUGAUGAGGAUCAGCCACAACCUAACAGUGAUCUGGCGGCAGGGAAGAAAUUGCCGUUUAUAUAUGGGGACAUUCCAGAAGGAAUGGUGUCCACACCACUGGAAGAUCUGGACCCAUUUUAUUGCAAUCAGAAAACCUUUAUAGUAUUGAACAAAGGGAAGGCAAUCUUCCGCUUUAAUGCCACUUCUGCCUUGUACUUGCUAAGUCCAUUCAACCCACUCAGAAGAAUAUCAAUUAAGAUUUUGGUGCAUUCAUUGUUCAGCAUAAUAAUCAUGUGCACUAUCCUUGCAAACUGUGUGUUUAUGACCUUCACUGAACGCACGGAGCUUCGAUCCUUGUUCAAGAAUAUAGAGUACACGUUUACUGCAAUAUAUACAUUUGAUUCAUUAAUAAAGAUCUUAGCCAUGGGCUUCUGUAUAGGGAAGUUUACCUUCCUCAGAGACCCAUUCAACUGGUUGGACUUCACUGUGAUUGUAAUGGCGUAUGUGACAGAGUUUGGCAACGGUUUGGGUAAUGUCUCUGCUUUGAGAUCUUUCAGAGUUGUUCGGGCCCUGAAAACAAUAUCAGUUAUCCCAGGCCUGAAGACCAUUGUAGGAGCUCUGUUCCAGUCAGUAAAGAAACUUUCAGAUGUGAUGAUUCUGACUGUCUUUUGUUUGAGCGUAUUUGCACUGAUUGGCCUGCAGCUUUUUAUGGGCAACCUGAGGAAUAAAUGCAUAAAGAUACCAACCGAUGGCAUUAUAAAUGAGAAGGGACAGCUGGUUUUUACUGGAAACUUCACUGAGUUCAACCUCACACAAUACUAUAAUGAUAAGGAUAAUUAUUAUAAAAUUGAAGGAAAGAAAGAUCCACUGCUCUGUGGAAAUAACAGUGAUGCAGGGCAAUGCCCAGAUGGUUAUUUCUGUCACAAAGCAGGCACCAAUCCGAAUUAUGGCUUCACCAGCUUCGACAGCUUUGGUUGGGCUUUCCUCUCUCUCUUCAGACUGAUGACUCAAGACUACUGGGAAAAUCUCUACCAACAGACUCUUCGAGCUUCAGGGAAGAUCUAUAUGAUCUUCUUUGUGCUGGUGAUAUUCCUGGGAUCGUUCUACCUGGUGAAUCUGAUCCUGGCUGUGGUGGCCAUGGCCUAUGAUGAACAGAACCAGGCCACCCUGGAGGAGGCUCUGCAAAAAGAGGAAAAGUUCCAGGCUAUGAUGGAGCAGCUCAGGAGGCAACAAGCAGAGGCCCAGGCGGCAGUUGCGGUAUUUGAGAGUGGCAAGCUUAGUGGAGACAGUUCCUCUGAAGCCUCCAAACUCAGUUCCAAAAGUGCCAAAGAACGAUGCAACAGGAGAAAGAAGAGGAAGCAAAGAGAGGAGGAGGGGGUGAAAGGGGACAACGAAAAGGUCCACAAUUCUGACCCAGAGAACAACAUUAGAAGGACCAGCUUCCGAUAUUCUGUGGAUGGAAACAUACUGUCAUAUGAUAGGACAUAUCAAUCCCCUCAUCAGUCACUUGUGAGUAUUCAGGGCUCAGUCUUCUCUCCACGCCGCAACAGUAGGACUAGCAUCUUUACCUUUCGUGGCCGCCUGGGAUCAGAGAAUGGAUUUGCAGAUGAUGAGCACAGUGCGUUUGAGGACACAGGCAGCCGCCGUGGCUCGUUGUUUCUGCCACGCUGCUCUGAGCGUCUUUACAGUACUGGCAGUAGGAACAGCUUGACCCCGCGUGUUUUCCUGUCCCCAAAUGGAAAAGUGCGCAGCUCUGUGGAUUGCAAUGGCACAGUGUCAUAUGUGACUGGUAACUCACUGCCCAGCUCUCCAGAUGUUCUGCAGUUGCCUGAAGUGAUCAUAGAUAAAGCCACUACAGAUGACAAUAGGAAAAAAGAGGAGUACAGGAGGAGAUAUGAUGCCGAACAGCUCUCACCAGGGUUUUUGAAUGACCAGACAGCCAGACAGCGGGCUAUGAGUGUAGCUAGUAUUAUUACCAACACAAUGGAAGAGCUGGAGGAUUCGAGGCGGAAGUGCCAUCCAUGUUGGUAUAAGUUUACGAAAGCAUUUCUGAUCUGGGAUUGCUUUCCAGCAUGGGUGAAAAUCAAGAGAUUAGUUCACUUGUUUGUUAUGGACCCAUUUGUGGAUCUGUUCAUCACCAUCUGCAUUGUAAUCAAUACAGUAUUCAUGGCCAUGGAGCACCACAACAAGGCUGAAUAUUUUGUGACAGUCCUUACAGUGGGCAACUAUGUUUUCACAGGGAUCUUUACAGCUGAGAUGAUCUUCAAGAUUAUAGCCUUGGAUCCUUAUAAAUACUUCCAAGAAAGCUGGAAUAUAUUUGAUAGUGUCAUUGUAACCCUGAGUAUUAUGGAGCUUGGGUUGGAAAAUGUACCUGGAAUGUCUGUUCUUAGGUCAUUUCGUUUGCUUAGAGUCUUUAAGCUGGCUAAGUCUUGGCCCACUUUAAAUAUGCUGAUCAAAAUAAUUCACAACUCGGUGGGUGCCCUUGGCAACCUGACGCUCGUCUUGGCCAUCAUUGUCUUCAUCUUUGCCGUAGUAGGCAUGCAGUUGUUCGGGAAGAGUUACACAAGCAAUAAGUGUAAGAUUUCAUCAGAGUGCAGUCUCCCUCGCUGGCACAUGAGCGAUUUCUUCCACUCCUUUCUAAUAGUGUUCCGUGUGCUGUGUGGUGAGUGGGUCGAAACUAUGUGGGACUGCAUGAUGGUGGCUGGACAGGCCAUGUGCCUAACUGUCUUCCUCAUGGUCAUGGUGAUUGGAAACCUUGUGGUUUUGAACCUCUUCCUCGCCUUGCUGCUUAGCUCUUUUAGUGCCGAUAACCUGGCAGCUACAAACGAUGACUGUGAAAUGAACAACUUGCAGAUUGCUAUGGGUCGCAUCCGCAAGGGUGUAGCGUUCAUUAAAGCCCGUCUGCACAGCUUCUUUCACAGCAGCUGCCUUAGAAGAAGAGAGAAUAAGGUAAAGGAGGAAGAUGGCCCAAAAGAUGCCAAGAUGCUGGCUGAUAUGUCUACUCAUACCACAGUGGAGCUGAUUAAAGACCCAGGGUGUGAGAAAGAGGCAUCAGGUGCAGACACUGGCUCUGAGAAUUUCAUCUUCGAUCCCACCUUGUCUGUCUCUGUACCAAUAGCCACUGCAGACUCUGACCCUGAGUGCCAGAACAUGGAUGAUUUAAGCAGUUACUCUUCUGACAUGGAGGAAGAUAAAGAGAGGAUGUCAGAAGGUAUGAGCUCUUCAGAGGGCAGCACAGUGGACCUCCGGCCCCUGAAGGAGAGAAGAGAAUCACUUGACUUUGAGCUUGAAUUACCUGUGGAUGAUCCUGAGGCCUGUUUUACACAAGGCUGUGUGAACAGGUUUCUUUGUUGCCAGGUGAAUGUGGAAAAAGGCAAAUGGAAGACGUGGUGGAACAUCAGGCACACCAGUUACAGGAUAGUGGAGCAUAACUGGUUUGAGUCAUUCAUCAUCUUUAUGAUCCUGUUGAGCAGCGCAGCACUGGCCUUUGAAGACAUACACAUUGAGAAAAGGAAGACUAUAAAGACUGUUUUGGAAUAUGCAGAUAAAGUGUUUACCUACAUCUUCAUAUUGGAGAUGCUUUUGAAAUGGCUGGCGUAUGGAUUUGCUAAAUACUUCACCAAUGCCUGGUGCUGGCUUGAUUUCUUGAUAGUGGGCGUCUCUCUGAUCAGCCUAGUGGCCAGCGCCCUCAAUUAUUCAGAGCUCACUGCCAUCAAAUCUCUCCGUACACUGCGAGCACUGAGACCUCUUCGCGCUCUAUCACGCUUUGAAGGCAUGAGGGUGGUGGUCAACGCCCUUUUUGGUGCCAUUCCCUCCAUCGUGAAUGUGCUGCUUGUCUGUCUCAUCUUCUGGCUCAUCUUUAGCAUCAUGGGUGUCAACUUGUUUGCUGGAAAGUUUUAUGAAUGUGUGAAUGCAACCUCCGGCAUUCGCCUGAAUGAAAGCCUGGUCUCGAACAAAAACGAAUGUCUGCAACUAGGCCAAAGUGCACGGUGGAAAAAUUUAAAGAUCAACUUUGAUAAUGUUGGAGCAGGAUAUCUGGCUUUGCUGCAAGUGGCAACUUUCAAAGGCUGGACGGAUAUUAUGUAUGCUGCAGUAGACAAUCGGGGUGUAGAUCAACAGCCUCAGUAUGAGGCAAGUCUGUACUACUACAUCUACUUUGUAGUCUUCAUCAUAUUCGGGUCCUUCUUCACAUUGAACCUUUUCAUUGGCGUCAUUAUUGACAACUUCAAUCAGCAAAAGAAAAAGUUUGGAGGUCAGGACAUUUUUAUGACAGAGGAACAGAAGAAAUAUUACAACGCUAUGAAGAAACUUGGUUCGAAGAAGCCACAAAAACCAAUUCCCCGGCCAUCAAACAAGCUCCAGGCUCUUCUCUUUGACAUUGUAACAAAUCAAGCUUUCGACAUCUUCAUUAUGGUGCUUAUAUGCCUUAAUAUGAUCACUAUGAUGGUGGAAACAGAAGAUCAGUCCCAAGACAUACGCAGUCAUCUGAAGAAGGUCAACAUGGUGUUUGUGGUAAUCUUCACAAUGGAAUGUGUACUUAAGAUGAUUGCACUUCGACAGUACUUCUUCACUGUUGGCUGGAACAUCUUUGACUUUGUAGUGGUCAUUCUCUCAAUAGUUGGCACAUUUGUCUCUGAAGUCAUUAAGUACCUGUUUUCUCCAACCUUGAUUCGUGUUGUUCGACUUGCUCGGAUUGGCCGAAUUCUUCGGCUCAUCAAAAGUGCCAAGGGAAUACGCACCCUUUUGUUUGCCUUAAUGAUGUCUCUCCCAGCCCUAUUCAACAUCGGUCUUCUUCUCUUCUUAGUCAUGUUUAUCUACGCAAUUGUUGCCAUGUCACAAUUUGCCUAUGUCAAGAAGGAGGCUGGAAUUGAUGACAUGUUUAACUUUGAGACUUUUGGCAACAGCAUGUUAUGUUUGUUUCAGAUCACUACCUCUGCAGGGUGGGAUGGACUCCUGUCACCCAUUCUUAACAGGUACCCUGAUUGUGACCCACAGAAGGAUCACCCUGGCAGCCAAGUUAAAGGUGACUGUGGCAACCCAGCUAUUGGUAUCAUCUUCUUUGUGAGCUACAUUAUAAUAUGCUUCUUGAUCGUGGUGAACAUGUACAUAGCUGUGAUCCUUGAGAACUUCAGUGUGGCCACAGAGGAGAGUGCAGAGCCAUUAAGUGAGGAUGACUUUGAAAUGUUCUAUGAGGUGUGGGAAAAAUUUGAUCCUGACGCUACACAGUUCAUAGAAUACAAACAGUUGUCUGACUUUGCUGAUGCCCUUGACCCACCUCUGCGUAUACCUAAGCCCAAUAAGAUCCAGCUGAUUAAUAUGGACCUACCGAUAGUAAGUGGGGAGCGAAUCCACUGCCUGGACAUCUUGUUUGCAUUUACAAAGCGUGUCCUGGGAGAAAGUGGUGACAUGGAUGUCCUUCGUGGACAGAUGGAGGACCGUUUCAUGGCCUCUAACCCUUCCAAGGAAUCUUAUGAGCCCAUCACUACAACUCUACGACACAAGCAUGAGGACAUGUCAGCUGUCGUCAUUCAGCGGGCCUACCGGAUGCAUGUACGGAGACACAAUGUAAAAAUAGGCCCCAACACAUACAAAGAAGCUGUACAGGAGAAUGGAAUGGUUUCAAACAAGGUCCCAGUGGUGACAGACAGGUGUAACGACCACUCUGCUUCAGACAAAUCUGACACAUCAUCCUCUACCAUUGUCCCACCAUCAUACGCCAGUGUAACACAAUCUGGUAAGAACAAAUAUGAGAAAGACAAGAGGGAAAAGGAAAUAAAAGGAAAAGAUAACAAGCAGCGGUAAAGGUAAAGUGAUUUAAAAAAAACACUCUUUAGAAAUACAGAGUUUUACAAUAUGAUUAUGUUUAUAUUGUAAUCAUGUAUAUGGAUUAGCUAUACUCUUUUCCAAAGUGUGGUUAUAUAUGCCAUAGUGGCAAAACUGUGUCUUGCAUUUUGCUAUCAUCUUAUUGAACUUAUUAUUUUCUUUAAAAAUGUCUUUAAUGAUGUUGUUUUGAAGAAACAUUUUGUCUUUCUGUCUUACUUUAGUGUCGUCCCUUUUUCACUGAAAGAAAGCCAUUAAAUGUGUUCUAGCAUCUUCUCAUGCAUUCUGGGACCAUCCAUAUUUUUUUUUUUCCUGACAUGCUUCCUGCUCUCAGUGAUGUUUUUGACUUGUAUUACUGUUGAAUCUCAAACCUUGUUGGAUUGAUUUCCAUGCCUUUCUGAAGUCAUUUGGUUUUAUCAACUGCACUUCCUCCUCAUUAUGUUUGCAGACAUUAUUGUCGUUGUUCGAUUAAGCCACUUUGUGUGAUGUUUCUGCUGUAAGACAACAACCAUGCUUCCAAGCUAUGCCUUCCCCUUAUGCAGAGAUUUUGAAACACGGAUGUUACUAGAACUCAUGAAUCUGUUUGACCUCCAGUGAAUCACUUUGUUUACAAUGGACAAUUCAGGGAAUUUUAUCUUUUGAAGAAGUUGAUGAAACCUUUUUCAUGCUUGCUUAUGAGCAGAGACAUUGAGCCACCUUAUCUUGGACUCUGUAGUGAGAUGGGAUUGAAACAAAGCCUCUCAAAUGCUGCAUGAAACAGAAGCAGCCAGUUCCUCAUGAAAUCCUUGGGGAAUUGGUGAUACUUAUGCAGGAAUUAUCCUCCAACAUCAACCAAAGAGGAAUUUGAGUGCUGCAGCAAAUGAGACAAUGUAUGUAAAUGUGCCUAUGAACGUACUCGAAAAUUAAUUGUGUAUGAGGGAGCAUAUCAUACACAACACAAACUGGCAGAAUCAGCCAUAACCAGCUGUAACUACACUGUUUAAUUUAGCAUGUAUAUAAAUCUUGUCCUAUUAACAACAUUUGAUUAGAUCAGGGUAGAUCAUGCAUUUGGACACAGUCUGUUUGAAUGGAUUUGCUAUGCAUCCUGAGCAUUUGUGUUCUUUUACAUUUAGGCAGUUCCACAGAUUUGAUCCUGCAAGAAAAUUGGUCAUACUAGUUUGCAAUGAUUGAUUUUAUCAUAUUUGUGGAACACAUAUUUGUAUUAUUAUAAUGCUAAACAUAUCCAACUAAAUAAUUUUGUUGGAAUACUGCUUUAAAAACAAGAAAAUAGGACACAUGAACAUCUAUAUGAUAGAAAGUGUUGUAUCACAUCAGUAUUUCAGGAUGGCUCUAUGCCUCACAGGUGCCUCUUAACCACAUUAGAAAGCCAUUAGUAUAUGUGCCUAUUUGCAUCAUGAGCAUACAGUACAAAAUAAAUCCAUUAAUAAACAAAUUACUCAUGGGUCUUACCUUAAAAAAAAUCUAUUGCACAUUAAUGCCAUUCAAAAAAUUCAGAAGCAGUAACUUCCACUUUAUUGUGCAAGUUCCCUAAACAUUUGUUCUUGUAGUCUUGAUUAAACACACUGACCAACAAUCCAUCCAUCAAGCGUACUAGCAGAUAUAUUGUAUGAAUAUGAAUUGUGUAGCAUAUUUUCAAUAAGGCAUAGAUUAUGCUUGAAAAGUGAAAAAAAAAAAAAAACUAGUCAGAGUUUGGUACUAAAAUAUGUUCAGUUUCUAGUCAGCAGGAGGUUGUGAAGAAACGAUGUGUUGAAUUUAAUUUAUUUCCUCAAUAUGCCUAUAUUGCAUUACUGAAAUAUACUGUAUAUUGCUUGGCUUUUAUACAGUGUGUGUGUGUGUGUGUGUGUAUGUGUCUUUGUGUCUGUGUGUUAUUUGUAAAGGGAUUUGAGAUAAGAAACACACCAUGCACACUUUGGUUGCACUUUUUUUUUAUUUAAUUACUUCCUUCCAAAGACUGUACUCUAAAUUUCUGUACUGUGUAUUUGAAUCUCAUUUAUACUUUGAAGAGGUGUCUUUGCAAACUGAGCAUGCUCCAUGUGCAUUGACUAAUAUUAUCUACGACUGAAAUAGAGAAUAUCUUUGGUUGGUUAUAUCUGUGCCUGGAAUAGUGUGACCUACCUUCAACAAAUCCUUGCAUUUGUUUACAUUAUUUUUAUGAAAUUUUAUCAAGUACGUUUCUAUUUUGUUUUGAAUCAGCUGAUAUCCUUAAAGACCUAUUAUAUAUGUCUCACAUAAGCAUUGCUAUGAUCCUGUUCUGUGAGUGUGUUAUACAUGUACUAACAACAUUUUGUUGCCAGUGAAAUAUACAUUUAUAUGAAAUGAAUGUUUUGAUUACAUAAGCACAGGUAAUAGAUGACAUAUUUUAUAUAUACAUUAAGCUUGUAAUCUAUUAUUAUACUGCAUGCAAGAUACUGCUAUGAGUCAACUGAUUAAGGAAGCCAAAAGAAUAAAGAUGUCAUGUAACUUGGGAA